This is a messenger RNA of Eleginops maclovinus (Patagonian blennie), 2975 nucleotides long. RefSeq names its product aarF domain containing kinase 2 (gene adck2). The transcript is spliced from 8 exons. NCBI's taxonomy places the organism in Eukaryota, Metazoa, Chordata, Actinopteri, Perciformes, Eleginopidae. Bases 404 to 2242 code for a protein of 612 amino acids. The record is from RefSeq and is a predicted model, not a curated record. Gene Ontology annotation, cellular component: mitochondrion.
CGUUACGUCGUACACGGAAGUGAAUUGGCUGUCAUGGAUGUGUUUGUAUGUAAUGUUCUGAGGUGAUAUCAAAGAUGCUUCAUGUGUAUAGCUGAACAGCUGAGAAAGCUGAACCAUGAAAUGCGUCACUUUUCAACAACUGGACCAACUAAACCAAUUCAGUUUCCUUUCGUGUAAAGGAAUAUACACCGACCGUAAGUUAAAUGAAUUUGUAGUGAAAACAUUCUUGUAGCAUUAGACUCUGAAGGUGGAUUUCCUGCCAUUAAACGUGGGAUUUGGAUGUUGACAUGCAGACUACACUUGUUUUUUUGGCUGGUCAUAUUUAACUGAUGAUUUUACAAAGAGGUGAUUCAUAAUAUAAGAGAAAACAAGUCUCCUUUUGGAUUGACAGCCCUUUGCCAUAAUGACCUACUUUGGAGCAAGAGCAAUCCUUCUCAACCUGAGGUACACUUUCCAUAAAGCAGGCUGCUUUACCAGAACCAGGCUCAUCCAUAGCUCCAGGGCUUGUUUUGUAAAAAGAGGGCAGAUUUUGUCUCAGAUACCCAAGGUGACGUUGCUUUGUUGGGGUGCAGUCAAUGCAUCACCCUGUGCUGCCAGAUGCCAGGAAGCCAUUCUUCCUCAUCCAACCGCAGGCAAGAAGUCCCUAGCCAAAGUCCAAGUGCACAAAUUGGUAUUUUUUCUUCGCCUUAGCUUUCGUGCAUUAGUCCUACUCCUGAAAUUUGGCCCCCUGCUCCUCCUCUCCCCCUUGACUCUUCUGUCCACUCGCUGGGCGUCCUGCUGGCUGGGUGCUCUUCUGUGGGUCACUGAGACAUCUGGUCCCACUUUCAUCAAGCUAGGUCAGUGGGCCAGCACCAGACGAGACAUCUUCCCUCAAGAGUUUUGUGAGCGCUUCUCCACUCUUCACGUAAAGGUGCGCCCUCACUCCUGGACCCACACCAAGCAGUGUCUCAAGAGGGCCUUUGGGGAGGGCUGGAGGAGAGUCUUAAUCAUUGAAAGCAAAGAGCCCGUGGGUUCAGGAUGUGUGGCUCAGGUGUACAGAGGCUGGGCGAGGACAGACCAGGUGGAGGAUCCAGCCUUCCAUGCGCUGGUGGAGGAGAUGGAGAAAGACGACUUACUGGAGGCAUGGGAGAUCCCUGGGCUGGGAGGAGUGGUCAGGUCCGUGCAACGGCUCUGGAGAGGGAGCAAGGAGGAAGAGGGCUACGAGGAGAGAGGUCGCUUAGAGGAGAGCAGCACAGAGAAGGGCCAUCUGAUACCUGUGGCGAUCAAGGUGAUUCAUCCAGGCGUCAGGAGGCAGGUGGAAAUGGACAUCCUGCUGAUGAAAAUGGGCAGCUGGCUCCUGCACUGCCUGCCUGGACUCAAGUGGCUCAGUCUGUGUGAGAUAGUAGAGGAGUUUGAGCAGCUAAUGACUAAACAGAUUGAUCUCCGUUUUGAGGCCAGGAACAUCGAGCGUUUCCAGGAAAAUUUCCGCAAUGUGGAUUAUGUCAAGUUCCCAACUACGUUACGACCCUUUGUUACCAGAUCUAUUUUAGUGGAAACAUUUGAAGAGAGUGAGCCCAUAUCCAACUACCUGAGAUCUGAUAUUCCUCAGGAGUUGAAGCAGAGAAUAGCCAGAAUGGGAAUAGAGACCAUGCUGAAGAUGGUUUUUGUGGACAACUUCGUCCACGGGGAUCUCCACCCCGGGAACAUUCUGGUCCACUGCUCCGGGCCUCUCCCUGGUUCCACUGACACUGCUGGGGUCUCAGGGGAGGCUCAUGGUAAGACCACCCUCACUGACCUGUGGGACACGGUGGUGGUCAGCAUCAGACCGGAGCCGUGUCCACUGCAGUUGGUGCUGCUGGAUGCCGGCAUCGUAGCCCAACUUAGCGCGCACGAUCUGGCCAACCUCAAGGCUGUGUUCACUGCUGUGGUGCUGCAUCAGGGCGAGCGGGUGGCAGAGUUGCUGCUGAAUCACGCUCGGGCCAAUGAUUGCCGAGACGUGCCGCAGUUUAAGAAGGAGAUGGCCCAGCUGGUGGACAACGCUCUGAGCAAAACCCUCUCCCUGGGAAAGUUCCAAGUGGGUGAAUUGCUCUCCAGAGUCUUUGGUUUACUCAUCAAACACAAGGUGAAGCUGGAGAGUAAUUUUGCCUCCGUUGUGUUUGCCAUCAUGGUGCUGGAGGGCCUCGGCAGGACACUCGAUCCAAACUUGGACAUCCUGGACAUGGUUAAACCUCUGCUGCUAAAAAACUUUACCUCAAGGCUCUGACACACACACACACACACACACACACGCUUAAGCACAAUGGAUCACACACACUGGGCAUCUGUAACACACCCAGCACCUACACUCUAUAUAUUUGAUACAUAUGGUAGAUCUAUAGAUGAAGACAUGUGAGUGCUGUGUUGACCUAUAGUGAUGGUUGUUUCCAAGCUUACGGUUGCUACUGUGGGUGCCAACAUCACUACAUUUUAGCUGUGCCCUGAAUACCUCAUUACGUUUUUAAUUUGCUGUAUUCCCAUUUCUCAUAGGUUUCAUCAUACACUGUGUUUGUACUAUCGUUUCAUUUAGAGGAAAAUAAUCUUCCAGGCGCCUCUAAUUGAGCCUAAUGAAGCAGAGUGUGUGCUUUACACGAAGCAGUCUCUUGUUUAUUGAGUGCUAAUGGACUCAGACUCAGAUUGCAUCAGAGACCAUUUGUAGUGAUUUAAGAUAUAAGAGGAAAUACUGCGACUAUUCCUUGUGGCUCUCCGAUGCAUGUUUAACUUUUUUAAUGGCUAAUAUUGAUUUCAAGAUGUCUUUUAUUGCUUUAUGUUUUAUUGCAUCCGAGGUAAUGUUGUCUAAUGGGCCAUAUUUGCUCCAGUGUGAAUAACAAUGUACUAUUCCAAUGACCAAGUGAAGUGUCAUUGUGCACACAUCUGACCCAUGACUUUCAACUUUCCAUUAAAAUAGUGGGAAUAAUGUUAUGAAUAAUGCAUUUCAAUAAAAAGGGAAUCCAUGUUAA